Impatiens glandulifera is the source of this 1329-nucleotide messenger RNA. Its product is annotated as BRI1 kinase inhibitor 1-like. Gene Ontology annotation, molecular function: kinase inhibitor activity. The record is from RefSeq and is a predicted model, not a curated record. NCBI's taxonomy places the organism in Eukaryota, Viridiplantae, Streptophyta, Magnoliopsida, Ericales, Balsaminaceae. The coding region runs from base 215 to 1141 and encodes 308 amino acids. Gene Ontology annotation, cellular component: plasma membrane. The transcript has 2 exons.
GUUAGUGUGGUGAAACACAUGCACAAACAAAACAGAAAACAGGAGUAACAAUACUAGAAAAGAAGAUCAUCAUCAAUUCAUCAUUCAUAUAUUUUUGAGAGAGCCAUAGUAGAAGGAAUCAAAAUAAACGCCCCCAUCUCUCUCAUCUCUCAUCUCCCCUCUCUCUUCAACAACAUUCUUGAUCUCAUCAUCAUCAUCAUCUUCAUCCAAUUAAAUGGACAAAAUCAGAGACAAGCCCCAUGAAGAUUUCUACAAAAACACAAACCUUCUUAAUCCACCACCAAAACUAUCACCCCCUUCUCCUCCCUCAAACAUCACUUCUCCCACACACGAAUUCUCCUUCACAAUCUCUCUCCAACCCACUUCCUCCUCCGCCGCCGCCACUCACAAAUCCAAAGCCGCCGUUGAUUUAUCCCCCGCCGACGAAAUCUUCUUCCACGGCCAUCUCCUUCCUCUCCAUCUCCUUUCUCAUAUCCCACCUAUCUCUCCACGCACCUCCACAAAUUCUCUCGACAGUUUAACCCUCCCCGUCAAAUCCAUCGCCGCCGCCGACAUUCAUGAAAAAACCAAGUCCAAAUCCUUCUCUUUCGGUCAUCCCCAUCGUAAUAAUGUCAUUGAUUCCAAAGAUAGACCGAUAAAGUCCAAAUCUUUCUCAUUUAUGAGUAUACCCAGAUGGCGCAGAGAUCAGAGAGAGCAGAUAAUAAUGAUCAGAGAUAAACAGAGCCAUAAUCGAAAUCAGAAUCAGAAUCAAAAUCAGAAUCAGAAAAAGAGGUUAAGGUUUGAUAUUGGGCACGUGGUAAAGAGAUACAUCAGAAUGGUGAGGCCUCUAAUUCUAUCAUUCCGAGGAAGAAGAGAGAAAACACAGCUCCGGCGACAGCCUUAUUCGUUUUCCGGCAACAUUGCCGGCGGGUCAAGGAGAAAUUCAGGAGGAGGGCCGGGAAGGAGGGAUUGCUCGUCGGCGCCGGCAUCAAUGAGAAACUCACCGGGAAAUAGCGGUCUUCUCGUGCAAACCCCAACUACUUCAACUAGUGAUCAUAGCACCAUGGAAGAAUUACAGGCCGCGAUUCAGGCCGCAAUUGCUCAUUGCAAGAAUUCAAUUUCAACAGAGGAUCAAAAGAUCAAAGCAGUUGAUGAUAAUUAACCCAUCAUCUUCAUGAAUGAAGUAGUAAGAGACAAAAAAGAUAAACAUCUACAGAUGCGCAUGUUUGUUUUUCUACUAUAUCCCAAAAAUGGCACCUGGCUAGCACCUCCCACCCACCACCUUAACUCACUUCUUUUGUGCAGCCUAAGGUAGAUUAAUGUUUCCUUUUACAUGAUGUAGUUAUAUUU